AUGCAGGAGGCUAGAAUGUGCAGAAGAGAGUUCUCAGUAAUGAGCUGGACGUUUGCAAUCAAUCAUGCCACGGUGACGACACCCAUAUUGUACGCCUCGUCGGUGCUCACUAACUCCACUGGCCAAGCAGGAAAUGCGAUGUUGUACGGAGCAACUCUGGUGUGCAGCCUUUUCUUCUCCGCAGUCGUCUUCAGUCUUAUUGGAGCGAAGAAAGGUUUGUCCCUGUCCAUGGGCUUGUAUGCGGUUUAUGUUGGUUUAUUUGCACUGGCUGCUUCAAUGUGCGCAGAGAAGAAUGCCAAAACCGGCUCCUGCAUGGAGGGAGAGCAGACGCAGCUGCCAACAAUGUUGCUUGGAUCAUUGAUAGGCGGUAUUGGGGCCGGAAUCCUUUGGACCUGCCAGGGUGCAUUCUUCAGCUCUGUUUGUGAGCGCGUGGCCAAAGCAGAGGGGAAGGAGGCCCCGGCAGUCACUGCGGAACUUGCUGGCUCUUUCGCUUUGGUUUUCUUGGCUAUGGAGAGCUUAGUGAGAGCAUCGGCCACAAUCCUGACCAAGUACGCCAAACUGGACUACUCAGUUGUCUUUUACAUUUUCUCUGGCCUGGCAGUAGCGUCGACUAUCGCAUUUAUGGUCUUGGCUACCAACUUUGGCAAGCCCGCCCAGCGAGGAUCAGUCUUUGCGAAGGUGCUGAGCGCAGUGUCACUUUGGAGUGAUCCAAAGACCUGGGUCUUGCAGUGCACCAACUUGACCUUUGGCUUUGCAGCUGCGUGGUUGGGCGGCUACAUAGGAAGGAACAUUCUCACACCGGCACUCAGCAGCGACUUUAUUGGCUUCGCUGGUGCAAUGUUGUCAGCUUUGGCGAGCGUCUUGUCCAAAGUUUUCGGCGUGACUGCUGCGAAGACUGGCAAAGGGCCUGUUGUGGCACUCGGUGCCACCAGCUUUCUUCUGCUGGGCGUUCUUAGCAGGUUCGUGGGGCAUCCUGCAGAUUGGGGAUGGGGCGUGCUGGUCUUCUACAUUCUCAUGGGUGUUGGCAGGGCCGUGUACGAAAGUACCAAUAAGGCCAUUUUCGCCGACUUUUUUCCUGGCGAGGCGAGCGCUGGUGCCUUUGCCAACGUCUUUGUCUUCGGGACUGGUGCGUCCACUGCGGCCUUCAUUCUUGGAGCUACGCAGCAGGAUGGUGCAGAAGUGUAUCUGCUCAUCAGCUUUGCAGCGUUGACCAUUCCCGGCUACAUGGCGGCCUCGCUCAUCCGCAGAAAGGAGGACAGCGACUCCUCCGGAAGCUCCUCCAGUUGA
This is a messenger RNA of Symbiodinium natans, 1287 nucleotides long. The record is from the annotation of a GenBank genome assembly. NCBI's taxonomy places the organism in Eukaryota, Dinophyceae, Suessiales, Symbiodiniaceae.